AAAGAAGAAGAAGAGACACGAGAAUCAAACGCUGUGUGUUUACAUCUGUUUUAUUUUCUCUUCGUUGUGAGACGAGAUGGAUGUGAUGUGCAGUAAAUCAGUAGAAACUGAUGAGGGUUUACAGGAUGAUGAAUCUACUGAUCAAAUUUCCACAGAGUCUCUGGAUUCUGUCUGUAACGCUGGAGAACAGCAGCAGAUCCUGCAGACCAAACUCAAGAUGUGUUCAAUUAAACUCAUCGACUUCAGGAACCUCAUGAUGAAAAUCAAAACGGAACCUACAGAAUUAAAAACUGAACCUACAGAAAUAAGAACCGAACAUACAGAAAUAAAAACUGAACCCACAGAAAAGGAAGAUCCGACUGAUGAAGAUGAUAAUGAGUUUAUUCCUUCAGAUGAGAAGAGUGAAUCAUGUUCUGAUGGAGAAACGUCCUCAACAACAGAAGAGCGACUGAUCGCACAAACUCUUUCCUGCAUCACCUGUGGAAAGACAUUCAGAUCACAGAGACGUUUAGAGAGACAUGAGAGAAAACACACAGAACAGAAACUCUUCACCAGAUCUGAGAUCAGCUUUACUACCUUACAAGAGAAGAAACUUCAUUCAGAAGAGCACACUGAGAAAAAGAAAAAACAACUUCAUUCAGAAGAGCACACAGAUAAGAAGAAGAAGAAACAACUUCAUUCAGAAGAGCACACAGAAAAGAAGAAGAAGAAACAACUUUGUUCAGAAGAGCACACAGAGAAGAAGAAGAAGAAACAACUUUGUUCAGAAGAGCACACAGAGAAGAAGAAGAAGAAACAACUUCAUUCAGAAGAGCACACAGAAAAGAAGAAGAAGAAACAACUUUGUUCAGAAGAGCACACAGAGAAGAAGAAGAAGAAACAACUUUGUUCAGAAGAGCACACAGAGAAGAAGAAGAAGAAACAACUUCAUUCAGAAGAGCACACAGAGAAGAAGAAGAAGAAACAACUUUGUUCAGAAGAGCACACAGAGAAGAAGAAGAAGAAACAACUUCAUUCAGAAGAGCACACAGAAAAGCCGUCAAAAUUCUUAUCUCAUCUAAAACGCCACACAAAGUCACGCGGUGAUGAAAAGCCUUUCUACUGCAGCACCAAACACAGUCUUGACGUUCAUCAGAGAGUUCACACUGGAGAGAAACCUCAUCACUGUAGUGUUUGUGGGAAGAGUUUCAGUCGACAUUACAGUUUAGUGUCACACCAGAGAACUCAUACAGGAGAAAAACCUUACAAAUGUUCUCAGUGUGAGAAGACUUUUACUCGGUUAUAUUCCCUAAAAGUUCAUGAGAGAGUUCACACUGGAGAGAAACCUUACGUCUGCUCUCAAUGUGGAAAGAGCUUCACUGAUUCAGGUUCAAUGAGAAUUCAUCAGAGAGUUCACACUGGAGAAAAACCUCAUCACUGUAGUGUUUGUGGGAAGAGUUUCAGUGUAUAUGGCAAUUUAGUAAAACACCAGACAAUUCAUACAGGUGAAAAACCUCACAAAUGCUCUCAGUGUGAGAAGACAUUUUCUCGGUUGUAUACCUUAAUAGUUCAUGAGAGAAGUCAUUCUGGAGAGAAACCUUAUGUCUGCUCUCAAUGUGGAAAGAGCUUCACUGAUCUAAGUACUUUCAAAGUUCAUCAGAGAAUUCACUCUGGAGAGAAACCUCAUCACUGUAAUGUUUGUGAAAAGAGUUUUAGUCGAUAUCAACAUUUAGUGUCACACCAGAGAACUCAUACAGGUGAAAAACCUUACAAAUGCUCUCAGUGUGAGAAGACGUUUGCUGAGUCCGGUACCUUAAAAACCCACGAGAGAGUUCACACUGGAGAGAAACCUUACGUCUGCACUCACUGUGGUAAGAGCUUCUCUGGUCCAUCUCAUUUGAAAGUUCAUCAGAGAAUUCACACCGGAGAAAAGCCUUAUUACUGUAAUGUUUGUGAGAAGAGUUUUAGACAACACGGCAGUUUAGUGUCACACCAGAAAACUCAUACAAGUUAAAGAGCACCUAUGGUCCGAUUCACAAUUUUACAUUUCCGUAAAAAGGGUUAAGGGGUUAAAAGGGUUAAAAAGAGCAUCUGAUAAAAGAGAUGCUCGCGUUUGCCAGAUACUCGCAUAAUCUCAUGCGUAAUCAGAGUUUACUGUUAAGGGAGUGUCUUGCGUGUAUUUUAUGAAGGCUAGUGUCAAAUUUUCCCCUCUCACACCCGACGAAUAAACAGUUGGACCAAUCACUGUAAAAAAUACACCACAUUUUUGUUAAAUCAACAUAUUAUUUUACUUAACAAAUUAAGUCAACUUUUCACAGGCCAAAACUUAAAAUAGUAGGUUGAAUUGACUUGCAAAAUCAAGUUGUUUUAACUUCUAGCUGCAUUUUGUGUGUGUUUGUGUGCCUGCUUUAUUGCUAUGAGCCAAGUUUAAAUUAUGCCGUAUUAUUUGCAGAAUAUGUAAUUUUGUUCACUGCUGUUUUUAUGAGAUGUUGACUAAUUUGCAUUUACAGUACAUUUUAUCUGUGUGAGUACAAGUUUUAUUUGUGUGGGGUUUUUUAGGAAAUCAAAGCCAAAUCUAAA
Molecule: messenger RNA, 2559 nt
Organism: Paramisgurnus dabryanus
Lineage: Eukaryota; Metazoa; Chordata; Actinopteri; Cypriniformes; Cobitidae
Biological process (GO): regulation of transcription by RNA polymerase II
Molecular function (GO): RNA polymerase II cis-regulatory region sequence-specific DNA binding; DNA-binding transcription factor activity
Source: RefSeq, a predicted model, not a curated record